Messenger RNA from Aspergillus saccharolyticus JOP 1030-1, 1412 nucleotides. Its product is annotated as wax synthase family protein. The record is from RefSeq and is a predicted model, not a curated record. Gene Ontology annotation, biological process: lipid metabolic process. Bases 1 to 1281 code for a protein of 426 amino acids. The transcript has 2 exons. NCBI's taxonomy places the organism in Eukaryota, Fungi, Ascomycota, Eurotiomycetes, Eurotiales, Aspergillaceae.
AUGUUCACUUUACCGCUGCUGGUGGUCACUCUGUUUCUUCAGGUCAAAUUCCACCUGCGGCCCGGUCUGAAGUAUGCACUUUAUGCUUCUCUCAUCAUUAGUGCCCUCCACGCCAUCUUCAUUCCUCUCAAAGGACUCGGAGACUUUGUGACAUACACUAAUGCCUUCAUGAGUGUUUCAUUCAUCAUCCGCGCUGUGGAACUGCUUCUUCUGCAGAACCUCGAUGAACUCAUGCACUUGGAAAAAGUAUCUCAAGUGUCCUCAUCAAUCCUAUACUCCUGGGAACCCGUACAUAAAUCGCUAGGCUAUAGGCGGUUUCUUCAAGUUUGUAAUCUGAUCGCCAACCCGCGCGCCAUCGGCUGGAAUCACGGCUCCACCAAGUAUCUACCACCAUUACGUCCUGUGGAAGGAGAGGCUGGUGGCGAGCAUUGUUUCCCUGAACAUCAAAACAUGGUUCUUAUCGCCGACGGAGACCGUCGCAGCUUUCUCCUGGCGCAUAUCUGGACAGUAGUCAUGGCCUAUUUGACAAUGGAUACCUAUCAGGCUGCAUUCGCGCGCAAUUAUACCCAGAUUUGCAACAGUGUGGAUGGGUUCCUGAACAAGGUGAUGGGGCUAAGCGUCUCCCCAGCGACAAGCGAGAUGAUGGUAAGAAGAUACCUGUUGUCACCCGGAUGUUGGAUCGCCUCGUAUGCGUUUGUCGAUGGUAUCCAUUCUGCGAUAGGUGUGUUUUCCGUGGGCAUCUUGCGAGUCUUUGGGGCCAAGUAUGCCGGAGAACCUUGGAUGUACCCUCCGGUUUUUGGAUCUGUUCGUCACCUACUUGCUUUUAAUCUGCGUGAUAUCUGGGGCAAGAUGUGGCAUGACUUGUGCCGAAAUCCCUUUUUGACGCUGUCUCGUGCAGCCAUCAUCCCGCUCAAAUCAAUUCCAGUGGGCACGCAGCGGUUCCUGGUUAUCUGCCUCACCUUCUUUGUGUCAGGGGUGGUCCAUGUGGCAGGAACCUAUGCUGUCUCUCAGGACGUCUGCGCUGUGGGCAUGAUGAUGACCUUCUUCUGCAUCUUGCCGCUUUGCAUCGCCGCGCAACAUCUCCUCUCCGACCGGCUCCUUCCCCUGGUUCUUCCUCACAAUGAGCUCGCUCAGUUCGUUAUUUGGCUGGUUAACAUGGCCUUUGUUACAGGUUGGGGUCACACCACCAGUCCGUGGUUUCUGGAUCAUAGCAAAUUGCCUGAGGCUAUCGGAUCGGUGCCUCUACCAAUGAGUUUAUGGAAAUUGAUGGCCGAUGUCUAGAGUCUUAUUCUCUUCUGAAGACAGACGAAUAGAAGUUUAGCUGUCUUGAACGCAUGCGCUGGGGUGGUUAAUCAGACAAGAUCCAAUCUUAGAUAGAUGGGCACUUGCCGAGUUGAGUACCUAAUUUUCUU